Halteromyces radiatus is the source of this 1160-nucleotide messenger RNA. RefSeq names its product Ribokinase-like protein. NCBI's taxonomy places the organism in Eukaryota, Fungi, Mucoromycota, Mucoromycetes, Mucorales, Cunninghamellaceae. The record is from RefSeq and is a predicted model, not a curated record. The transcript has 5 exons. Bases 26 to 1045 code for a protein of 339 amino acids.
CUUCCUUCUCUUUUCAGUUAUUUUCAUGAAUCCAACAUUGGGGUCCUUAGGCUCACUUAUCAUUGAUGAUAUUCGUUUUCUAAAUGGCACUGAACGUCGAAAUGUAGUUGGUGGAGGAGGCGUUUUUGCAAUUUAUGGCAUGCGUAUUUGGUUACAAGGAAAGGAAGCAAAACAAAUUGGAUAUGUUGCACAACGUGGAUAUGAUCAUCCAAAAAAUGUAGAUGAUGCAUUAGCUUGUUUGGAAAUAAAUCUCGUAGAGAAAACACAUCCGGAUAAGCAUACUACUCGCGGUUUAAAUACAUUUGGUCCAGACGAUCAUAGAGAUUUUGAAUAUAUCCAUCCUAUCAUACGAUCAACUCCAGAUGAUUUCCCUGACGCAUGGAUUCUAUCAAUGAAAUUAGUACAUAUUAUCAGCUCUACCGAACGUACCAUUGAAAUUGUUUCUGAAUGGAGAAAAAGGGAAAAAGAACUCAACAAAAAACAAUCACCAACACAAUUUUUAUGGGAACCUUUACCAUGGGCAUGUUUACCUGAGAACUAUCCUGCCAUUAUUCAAGCUGGACAACUUGUUGAUAUCAUUAGCCCUAAUCAUGAAGAAGCAGCUGCCUUUCUUAAUUUGACGACACAGUACGAUGAUACGAUAUCUUUGGUGGAAGCUUGUGGACAACGAUUUGCAAAGGAUUUCCCGCAUGCCACCAUUGUGAUCAGGGCUGGAAAACAUGGUGCUGCCGUGUUGAAUUCCUCCAAAUCAUCAUCAUCAUCUAUGACAUGGGUACCUCCUUAUUGGACUUCUUCAGAACAUAUCGUAGAUGUAGUAGGGGCAGGAAAUGCGUUUUGUGGUGGAUUUAUGGCUGGAUGGCAAUUGACAAAAGGAAAUGCAAUCAUGGCUACUCUGUAUGGUUCUGUCUCAUCUAGUUUUGUAGUUGAACAAGUUGGUGUACCUGUUUUAUCCAAGGAUAACCAAGAAGAAACAUGGAAUAAUGGUCCAUCACCUAGAGAUCGACUGUUACAACUUGAACAAGUCUGUGGAUUUAACGCAGUGUAAUAUAACUAGAAGAUUAUUAUAGUGUACCUUUUUUUUUGGAAUAAAAUAUAGAUAUAUAUAAUUAUUAUAGAAAAAGGAUACGAUAAAACAAUGUACAAUCUUCAUCAUCAUUAUC